Messenger RNA from Solanum verrucosum, 1045 nucleotides. RefSeq names its product phosphoglycerate mutase-like protein 4. The transcript has 7 exons. Gene Ontology annotation, cellular component: cytosol; cytoplasm. Gene Ontology annotation, molecular function: phosphatase activity. Bases 6 to 917 code for a protein of 303 amino acids. Lineage: Eukaryota; Viridiplantae; Streptophyta; Magnoliopsida; Solanales; Solanaceae. The record is from RefSeq and is a predicted model, not a curated record.
CGGAGAUGAUCUCAUUUCGUUAUGGGGAAUCACUAAAGCCUGACAUUCAUAUGCUUCUCCGCCACUCUCAGACCAGCAAUUUUUGUUGCUCAAAAUUGUCACCAAUUGCUGCAAUUUCGAAGCAUACUAUCAGAAUAUCAGCCUUGAGAUUCAAUUCAAUCCCUCCUCCUCUUCAUAUUUCCAUGGCUGAUUCUACUUCUAGGGUUAUAUCGCAGCCUGAAUGUGGCGGAGAUGCGAAAUCUGAAAAUGUGAGUCCUAGUUUCACUGAGAUUAUCGUAAUCCGUCAUGGUGAGACGGAAUGGAACGCUGAUGGCAGAAUUCAGGGACAUUUAGAUGUCGAAUUAAAUAACAUCGGAAGACAGCAAGCUACUGCGGUGGCAGCCCGGCUCUCCAAGGAGCCAAGGAUCUCUGUCAUAUAUUCAUCUGACUUGAAACGGGCCCAUGAGACAGCAGAGAUAAUAGCAAGGAGUUGUGGGGAUCUAGAGGUCAUUAAAGAUCCAGACCUUCGAGAGAGACAUCUCGGAGAUCUUCAAGGUAUUUCGCUCUGUGAAGCAGCCAAAAGCCAACCGCUGGCUUAUAAGGCUUUUCUCUCUGACCGAAAUGAUCAAGUUAUUCCAGGUGGUGGAGAAAGUUUAGAUCAACUUUAUCAACGCUGCACUUCUUGUUUACAGAGGAUUGCAAAGAACCACCGAGGAAAACGAGUAGUUGUGGUAUCUCACGGGGGUGCAAUCAGAGCACUUCACAUGCGGGCUUCCCCACAUAGGAGGUCUAAAAGUAAGAUCUGGAAUACAUCUGUUGGUAUACUUCACUUGUCUGAUAAAGAUGAAUGGACCGUUAAACUCUGGGCCGACGUAAGUCAUCUCAACAAGACAGAAUUUCUAAACUCAGGAUUUGGUGGGGACAAAACUUCCGGUUAAUUUUGGCAUGCCACUCUCAACAUUCAGAUUUCUUGCAAAGAGGUACUUUACAUUAUUUGUCAUGAAUGGAGAUCUUGAAUUAUUUAUGUCACCCUGUUUGACGGCUUUAAUAACUUGUUAAUGGUCAC